This is a messenger RNA of Impatiens glandulifera, 1808 nucleotides long. RefSeq lists its product as uncharacterized. Gene Ontology annotation, molecular function: protein binding. The transcript has 3 exons. NCBI's taxonomy places the organism in Eukaryota, Viridiplantae, Streptophyta, Magnoliopsida, Ericales, Balsaminaceae. The record is from RefSeq and is a predicted model, not a curated record. The coding region runs from base 177 to 1631 and encodes 484 amino acids.
GAGCGAGCCCAAGAAGAAGACCAACUAGGCCAGAGAUACAGAUACAUAUAUAUGUAUGUAUAUAUAUUAUAUAGAUAGAUAUAGAGAGAGAAAUUGAAAAAUCGAAACCCUAGAUUUUGAAAAACUUACAGACAGACGAGGGAGGGAAGGAGUUAACUGACGAAAAUACAAAAUCGAUGGAGGAUGCAAAGAAAUCAAUUGACUGGACGACGCGGGAGGAAUUACUACUAGCAUGUGCGGUAGAACGCUACGGAAGAAGAGAUUGGAAAACCGUCGCCAUGGAAAUCCAGGUUCGAAGUUCUCUUCCUAUCAAUCUACUAUCAUCUGAAGCCUGUAAGUCCAAAUUCCAUGACCUCAAUCGACGGUUUAUGGACGAUUCUAACGAAGAAGAAGAAGAAGACGACGUUGUUGUCAUUUCCUGGCUAGAGAAGCUUCGGAAACUGAGAGUUCUUGAGCUCAAGGAACAAGUUCAUCAAUCCGAUCUUUCGAUCCAGAGAUUGCAGUUAGAGGUGAAGAGAUUGGAAGAAGAUGAGAACGAUAUAAGCGGAGAUCACGACGUGAAGAAUCUAGAUCUGACUGAAACAGAAUCGCCGUCGCCGUCGCAAAAGGUAUCCGUCGCCGCCGCUAACAACCGCCAUUCGAAUUCGUCGGAUUUUAUCGAUGAUAGUUCGGCGACAAUUGGACAAUAUGAUGGAAAUAAACGGAGAUUGAAUCAGGAAGAUGAGAAGAGAGUUAACUCAGCUGAGUUAUCGAUUCAAACCACUGAGUUCGAGUUAAGAAAAACGGUGACGACGACGACGACGACGACAGUAUCUCCGGCGACCAGCGACGGGAAGAUGGAGAUUAGAUCUCAGCCGUUGGUUGAGUUAUUAGACGUUAUCAGGUCGCAUAAACAGAUUCGUAUGAUAGAACGCCGGCAGGUGAGUCAGGACAAGGUGGUCCGGCAGCACGUGGAUCUUGAGAGUAUUAGAUCAAGGAUUGACGACGGUUCUUAUUCAACAAACGUGAAGAAAUUCUACCGCGACCUUCUUCUCUUUUUCACCAAUGCAAUCGUAUCUUUUCCGAAAACCUCGUCGGAAUCCGCCGCUUCUUACAUACUUCGCGAUCUAGUCUUAAAACAUCUCAAGGAUAACAACAACCCAUCAGUACCUAAACCUCCCUUACCGGAAGCCAAGAAGGAACCUUCUGUUGCGCCGGUUGUGGUCGUUUGUCGAAGACGAAGUUCGGUUCUUGCCAAGAAAGAAAACGUGGAGGAUAAAAGAAAAUCUACAACUCCGGCUCCGAUAAUAACAAAAGAGAAGAACAAACAAGUUAAUAUCAUUAGCAGUGUGAAGAGCUUGAAGAGAGGGAUGAAUACCCAAAAUGAUAAACCGAUAUUGGAAAAGAAGAAAAGAUCCGGCGACGUCGAUAAUCGUAAUAAGAAGAAAGGGGUUGUUGAGUUUCUGAAGAGGAUAGUAAGCAAGAGUCCGCCGGAGAAACCAAAGGGCCGGAAGAAAGAGGUGGAGGAGGAGAAGAAGAAAAGUGGGUCAAAGGGAGGAAAGAAGUCGCCGGAGAGAAUUGUAAGUGGGAAAAGAAAGAGAGGUAAAGAAGAGGCGCCAUUGAGAAUAGCAAAGAAACUGGCCAAGAAAUGACUCCGACAAACACUAAACGGUAAAAAUCGAUUCUUUCUUUCAUCCUCUCUUUACCCCUUUUUUCUUUCUUUUUUUUUUUGGGGUUGUGUAAAUCAAUUACUCGUAGAAGUAGAAACUAAAAUGUAGUAAAAAUGUAAACUUGAAGUAACAUUUAACAUUACAAGCUUUUGUUCCAUA